UGGCUGUCCGCCGACUCCGCCCCCUUCAGUAUUCCUAUUCCAUUCUUUUUUCUUGGUUUCAAAACUAGUAACACUUUCUUCAAACAUCGUCCUUCUCUUGAUGAUGCUACUGUCUUCUUUCCCCAGGGCGCGGGCCGCUCUUUUGGCAUUUGCAAUGCUGACAUCCAUUUUUGACUUCGUUUAUGCUUCACCCACCGAAUCGGCGCGAAUUCGCCGUGCCACCACUUGCAAUGGGAGCCCUGAUCUGUGCACCCGUAGUUUCGGGAAUGUUACCUUCGUCGGUGCCCAUGAUUCUUAUGCGGUCGGAACCAACAAUCUGUUCGCGGACCAGGACUACAACGUUACGCAACAGCUAAACGAUGGGAUUCGAAUGCUACAAAUGCAGGCCCAUAACUCGAGCGGAGUCAUUCACCUUUGCCACACGAGCUGUUCACUCUAUGAUGGCGGAACUCUUCAGGCUUACCUUACAACUGUCCAAACCUGGCUAGACGCAAAUCCGAAUGAAGUACUCUCAUUACUCAUCGUCAACUCCGACGAUCUUCCGCCAACUGACUAUGACACUGUCUUUAAAUCGGUCGGGCUUGACACGGUAUCUUAUUCGCCACCCUCCUCGUCGCUACCUGAAAGCGGCUGGCCGACCCUUGGCAGCCUCAUCGAUUCGGGAAAGCGAUUGAUAACAUUCAUGGACUACAAUGCUGACUUCACCUCCGUUCCUUACAUCAUUGAUGAAUUCACUAACAUCUGGGAAACCGCAUAUGACGUUACCACAUCAUUUGAUUGCAAUGUGAACCGCUCUAACAGCAACACCGCCACAUCUAUGUACCUCAUUAACCACUUUUUGGAUACUUUGGUCCUUGGCCAACCGGCUCCGGACCCAAGCCAAGCUAAUCAGACUAAUGCUGUAUCCGGUACAAAUUCUCUCGGCGAGCAGUUCAGUCUCUGUGUUAGCCAACAGGGCAGAAACCCGAACUUCAUGCUCGUUGACUUCUACGAGUACGGCGGUGGAUCUGUCUUCCAAGUCGCUGCCACCGCUAACGGUGUCACCUAUUCCCCUGCCACGCCCAUUGCCACGCCACUUCCGCAAGGAACAAGUUCAGGCACCUCGCCGACUGUAAGCUCAUUAAGUUCCAGCCGGUCGAACUUCAGUCAGUGGAGCUCUCUUUGGGUAGUUAUUGCCAGCGCAGCGCUUGGCGCCUCCUGCAUUUUCUAAUCUGUCACCUGAUGUUGGUCAUGCGUAUCCACUAUUCAGAUGGUAUACCAAAUAGUUACCUGGAUCUUGGACUGAAC
Suillus paluster is the source of this 1287-nucleotide messenger RNA. Its product is annotated as PLC-like phosphodiesterase. Gene Ontology annotation, biological process: lipid metabolic process. The transcript is spliced from 8 exons. Gene Ontology annotation, molecular function: phosphoric diester hydrolase activity. The record is from RefSeq and is a predicted model, not a curated record. Lineage: Eukaryota; Fungi; Basidiomycota; Agaricomycetes; Boletales; Suillaceae. Bases 101 to 1210 code for a protein of 369 amino acids.